Molecule: messenger RNA, 222 nt
Organism: Rhinocladiella mackenziei CBS 650.93
Lineage: Eukaryota; Fungi; Ascomycota; Eurotiomycetes; Chaetothyriales; Herpotrichiellaceae
Exons: 1
Coding region: 1-222 (73 amino acids)
Source: RefSeq, a predicted model, not a curated record
AUGGCCAAAAGACCAUCUUCACACACCAGCGGAGCCAGUCUCUUCAGCGACCAAUCAAGGGACGAAUUCAAAAGAGACAAAUUCUACUCAGAUGACAAAACCGAGGAAAUCGACGCGCUCUCAGACUCGGCGCCUCAUCGCCAGAUCGACUUCGCCGUAACCGAAGCACGACAGCGGCUAAGCAGCACGUAUACGGAAAUAGCCAUUAUGACUCCCCGUUGA